CGAGGAACUGUUAAGUUCGAAAGCUGUCGCGCCACAAUGCCACCUUCUCAGCUUAAACAGCUGAAAGCUUCCCUCCGGAAUAGCGGUGUCUUAGGACCGCAGAAAUCGAAGAAGCAAAAACAACGGGAUGCCAAGAAAGGUGCUGAUGCCCGUGAUCGAAUCCAGCGCAAUGCCGCUCUACAAUCAAUCAGAGAGCAGUUUAACCCCUUCGAAGUCAAAGCGGCCACCAAACGAGUUAAAUUUGAUAUCACCACAAGGGAUGAUGGGGCCCGGAAAGCUGGAGGAAGCGUGCGACCUGGUGUUACGAAAUCGUUGGGCGAGGAAAAGGUGAGAAUCCGAGCCUUGUCAUAUUUAGCAAUGGCCGAUUAACCCCAUUGCUCCUUCUACAGAGGCGGAAAACUCUUCUGCAAGAGAUGCAUCAGCGAAACAAGGUUGGCGGGAUUUUAGAUCGCCGGUUCGGUGAGAACGAUCCGACUAUGACGCCGGAAGAGAAGGCCGCCGAACGAUUUGCCAGAGAAAGCCAAAGAAAAUUGCGCAAGGAAUCAAUGUUCAAUUUGGAAGAGGAAGAAGAAGAAAUAGUACUCACCCAUAAAGGGCAAUCGUUGGAUCUUGACGGAGCCAUGGACCGAGACGAUUUUCAGGAUGAUUUGGAGGAAGAAGAUAUAUCCGGCGAUGAAACACCCCGGAAAAGGAAACGCGCUAUCGCUGAAGAUGGUGGAAUGGAAGUAUAUGAAGAAAAUAGCGAUGAAGAACAGCCAGAGCGGAAAAAAUCCAAGCACGAAGUCAUGAAGGAGGUUAUUGCGAAGUCCAAAUUCUAUAAACACCAGCGACAGAUGGCCAAAGAGGACGAUGAAGAUAUGCGCGAGGAGCUUGACAAAGAACUUCCAAAUCUUUUUUCUAUGUUAAGGGGUGUCCCGCCUCCACCCAAACAGGAGCUCACGAAGGAAGAUUCCGAGUCAAUGAAUCCGGAGCGUGUAGCUCUGUUGAACGGGGCAUCCAAACCGGAUGCUAAUAAGGAAUAUGACCAGCGCCUUAAGCAAUUGACAUUUGACAAGCGGUCACAGCCAACAGAUCGUACGAAAACUGAAGAAGAAAAGGCCGAAGAAGAGGCACAGAGGCUCAAGGAACUUGAGGAAGAACGGCUUCGAAGAAUGCGCGGCGAAGAAAUGAGUGAUGACGAAGACGAGGCAGGAGAUGAUGAUGCUUCGGAUGACGAGUCUAUCCCAGAUGAUGCGAAAGCCUUUGGGCUCCAGCAUGCUCCCAGUCAGACUACCACCCGUCCUGACUUAGGGGUAGAAGAUGAAGAUGAUUUUAUCAUUGAUGAUGAUCUUGUUGAGACAAGGUCGGAUGUUAGUCUUGAGUUUGAUAAGAGUGAUGAAGAGGAAGACGAGUCAUCCGCAGAGGAAUCUGAUGACGACGACGACGAUGAUGAAGAUCUGUUGAAUGGGCUAGCUCUCCCUACAGAAGAGAGAAAUAACUUGGUUGCGGCUAGUGAAGCAAAGGAAACAAAUGGAGAACUGCAGUUCACAUACCCUUGCCCAGAGGAUCACCAGAGCUUUCUGAAGAUUAUCAAGGGUGUGCCGUUGCGAGAACUUCCUACAGUUAUCCAGAGAAUCCGAGCUCUCUACCAUCCCCGUCUUCAUAAGGACAACAAAGCCAAACUCGGACGAUUCGCGUCAAUAUUAGUCGAGCAUGCGGCAUACAUGGUAAAUCAAUCAGAACACCCGCCGUUUGCGAUCGUGGAGAACGUUCUACGGCAUAUCCACUCCCUGGCAAAGAGCCAUCCAGAAAAUGUCUCUAUGGCAUUUAGGACCCAUCUGCGCAACAUUACAACACAACGCCCUCUCGAUCUUCUCCCUGGUGAUCUUGUUAUAUUGACCGGGAUUGCGACUAUCUUCCCUACUUCUGAUCACUUUCAUGCCAUUGCAACCCCUGCACAUCUAUGUCUCGCACGCUACCUGGGACAGGGAUCCGUCAACUCUCUUGCAAAUUUCGCAAUUGGCGCCUAUGCUGCAAGCCUAUGUCUUCAGUACCAGAGUGUGUCCAAGAGGUUCAUGCCCGAAUCCAUCAACUAUAUCCUGAACGCAAUAUGCAAUCUCUGCCCCGAAGAAAUGAAGAAAACCCCUGGCUUUUUCCCCUCGCGGAAACCGCAGGAGCCCCUACGAUUGGCCCCGUCUUCUAAGCUAGUCACUUAUAGAAAACUCCGGUUCUGGGACAUAAUAGAAACGGGCGACUGCAAAUCCCAACAAACUCGAGAAAAGGAACAACUCAAAGUCUCUUUAAUAGCGACAUUCGUCGACCUCCUCGACUCCGCAUCCGACAUCUGGUCCGAUAAUUCGGCAUUCCUCGAGAUCUUCGAACCGGGCCAACAUGUCCUCCAGCAUGUCAGCGAAUCAUCCUCCAAGAACAAACUCCCCACCCCCCUCCAGGACAAGAUCCAAGCGUGCCUCGACAAGCUGGGCAGACAUCUCUCGCAGGCCCGUCUCGCGCGUCGUCCGCUGUUACUCCACAACCACCGCCCUCUAGCAAUCAAAUCGUCGAUCCCCAAGUUCGAAGAAAACUUCAACCCAGACAAGCACUACGAUCCCAACCGUGAGCGCGCAGAACUCAAUAAGCUCAAAGCGGAGUACAAGCGCGAGCGGAAGGGCGCCAUGCGCGAACUGCGCAAGGAUGCCAACUUCAUCGCGCGUGAGAAGCUGCGGGAGAAAAGGGAGCGUGAUGCAGAGUACGAGAAGAAAUACAAGAGGCUUAUCGCCGAGAUCCAGAAUCAGGAAGGCCGCGAGGCCAAUGCGUACGAGAAGGAGAAGAGAGCUCGGCAGGGUAAACGGUAAUGGGGUUGACUGGUUUCGGUUUGUUCGUCUCUACGGGAUUUGGCUAGCUCAUUAUUGUCCUGAUGUAUGCAGGCAUCAUGGCAUUUCUUGGGUGUUAUGUAAAUUCGCAUGUUCAUGUUAUAUACAACUUUCCUGGCUUGGCUUCUUUUUGUCUACAUGGUUUGCUGGAAAGGAAAAAAAGAGUUCGUUUUUGACAAUUAGAAGGAACUCACGAAAUGCAUUGUGCCUGUACUAUUUAUUAAUCAUUAUCAUCCAUAUAAGAAGAACCCUUGUGAAGCAUGCACUCAACCAAGCAAGAAGCAAUUCAUUAUUAUCCCAACUCCACUCCUAUCUCAGAUGGAUAUUUACAGCGCAUCCUCUGGGCCUUCGGAACUUUCUCCAUCUUCGUAUGCCGGGUCUUGAUGAAGAUUCGGCUAUACGCUCCCC
This is a messenger RNA of Monascus purpureus, 3257 nucleotides long. The record is from the annotation of a GenBank genome assembly. Lineage: Eukaryota; Fungi; Ascomycota; Eurotiomycetes; Eurotiales; Aspergillaceae.